AUGUCUGAAGCACGCCAAAUUUAUCCUUCUCUUGUUGUUACGUUUAAUGAAGAUAUUAAUAGUCUAAAAGAAUCAUCUAAAGGAACUAUAUUAGAACCAUUUUUUAAUGACAAUAGCCCAAUUAGUAGUGAUAUGACUGAGAUAGUUGCUGUAAAUGAUUAUAUUCAAAAGAAUUCAUUAGCUGAUCUUCCUGAUGUGUUUGUUUGUGAGAAAAUAGAAAAAAUGAUACAAGGAGGGGUUAAACCAUUUCAAGCAAUGGAAUUUGGUAAAAUAUUAGGGAAUAAUGAUAAGAUGACCUUAUUCUUUGAAAUGAUUAAACCUUCAACAAUGUAUUUCAUUGCUCAGGAAGAUGAAAAAAAAAUUUUAAGACUAUUUCUAUUUGGACUUUAUAAAAUGAAAGCACUAUCUCCACCUGUUUUGCGUAUUGUCAAACAAAUGUAUUUUGAACCAGUGAAUAUUCCAUGCCAAUCAAAGAUCAAAAAACCAAAAAAUGAAAUUUCUGAAUUAGUUAAUUAUAGACUAGGAGACAUGGAAAACGCUUUAGAUGAAAUGAGAAAGAAAGUUAGCCAAUUGACAAUGAAGGUUACUCCAAUUGAAUCAGAAGAAUCAUUAACAAUUCAGAAAAAUUAUAGUAAUGAAGAAAAAGAACUGGUAAAAGUCCAACCGAAACAAAACGAAAAGAAACCAAAUGAUAAUCCUUUCAUUUUUGUUUGUAGGGAGAAUAAGACAUACAUUAAAAUUAUUGAUGGAAAACUAAGAGGAAACGUUUAUUAUGUUGAUUGUAAUAAUGAAGAUAUAUCAAUUGAACUGAAAGAAGACCAACUUUUUAUUACUGAUUCUGAAAGAAAUAGUAUUCAGAUACAUCAAAUGGAUAUAUCAGAGAAAAUAGAAUUAUUAUGGGAGGUGGUUGAUCCUAUCUUUAACAGUAAUGUAGAAAAUAUGAAUAUUGAAUCAAUGACAACGAAUGAAAAUUGGCAAUUAUUUGAUGAUUUAUUAAAUAAUUAA
Entamoeba dispar SAW760 is the source of this 1005-nucleotide messenger RNA. RefSeq lists its product as uncharacterized. The transcript has a single exon. The record is from RefSeq and is a predicted model, not a curated record. Bases 1 to 1005 code for a protein of 334 amino acids. Lineage: Eukaryota; Evosea; Mastigamoebida; Endamoebidae.